UAAAGUGGAACCUUUGUUGCACUGUUUUAGCUUCAAGGGGGACUAAAAACACCGUCGGACCCAUGUGGGCGUGCGGGACAAGGGCUUCCUGUUAUGAACUAAGGGAAACGACCCGGCGGGAGUAACGUUAUCAGUAUUGACUUACUAAACAGUGUUGAGCGGAGGAGCCAUGCCUUUCCUCCAUGGGUUUCGCAGGAUAUAUGAGUACAAGCCGCUCGUGGACGCUGUCAUGAGUGUAGUCGGACUGCUGGAAGGAGGCGGAAGUCACGAGGACAGAGUCAGAAGCCCUGAGGGUGAGUCCGCUCCUUGUAGCUCUCUGGCGGAGCUUCUGGAGCGAGAGUCCCAGUCAGAAGUGUUUGUGGAAGGCAUCAGCUGUUCUCUCUCUAAGGUAGCAGAGCAUGGACUGGUCGACGCCGCUGAAAUCCUUCUACGAUACGGAGCUGAUCUAAACUUUGAGGACCCAGUGUCCUACUAUAACCCUCUCCAUAUGGCAGUUUUGAGGAACAAACCAGACAUGGUGAGGCUGCUGGUCAGGCACGGAGCAGACGUUGAAAAGAGAGACAGGAUCCAUGAGAGCAGUCCCUUGGAUCUGGCCAGUGAGGAGUUGGAGAGGCUGCCCUGCUUGCUCGUCCUUCUGGAGCUCGGUGCUGAUGUCAAUGCAAGGGAUAAACAUGGAAAAACCCCUUUGCUCCAUGCCUUUGCAAGCAGCGACGGACUCACUGUGCACAACAUAGAGAACAUUGAGCUUCUUCUUCAGAGAGGCGCUGACGUGAAUGCGGCUUCUUUAGACGGUGAAACGGCUUUGUCCUUGCUGGUGUUUGUGGUCACGGAGGCUCUGGAGGCCACCGCGGAGGACGCUGCUGAGAUGGGUAACUUUUGCUUGAAAGCCACACAGCUACUUUUGUCUCACGGUGUGGACCCCAGCUCCUGUCUGAACGCGGACGGCAAGUCCUCGGUGAUGCCCACCCUGACGCAGACGAGCCUGGAGCACUUCGACCUGCUCUUCCCUCUGGCGGUGCUGUUAAUCCGGAGCGGAGCGUCUUUGGUUUGCUCCCAUCACGGCGACUCUUGUUGGUCAGGGUACAGCCUCCUUUUCCAGCGGCUCCACACAGCCCUGCAGCAAUGCCCCGAUAAGAGUCACGCCUCCGAGCUGCUGGAGCAAGCUGAGGUGUUGCUCGACUUAGCGAAGGUUGACCUCAUCGCGUUGCAUGUGGAAGUGAAGCUCCCUGUGCCCGGUCGAGACCCUCACCCCUACGCUCAGGCUCUCAAGGACCUGCACAGCCGCGUAGAAGAGCAUGAAGCGAACCCUCCUGCUCUGCAAAGCUUUUGUAGGGCGUUUAUAAGGAGCCACCUACAGCCUGGGCCCCUGGAAGACAGAGUGAAAGCUUUGCCAUUACCGGACAAACUGAAAGACUUUAUUCUUCCUGAGCCUUUCCCUAAGCCCGGCUGGGACUGCUUCAAGCCCCAACUUAGCCAGCGCUGACAAUAUAAGCUACCAAUAGUUUGUGCUCUACCUGAAAAUCUAAAUUGAAGGACUGAAAAGGCCUGUAGUAGUUGUAUAAAAGUACUGAGCACCAUUGAGGCCUUUAUUUCAAAUCUUAUCAUAGUUUUCUCUGCCAAAUGACCAGACAACCAGUGUAUGUUUACUUCAAGACACAAAGUUAUGUCAAAUUACAACUACAUUUAAACUGCCACACAGUGAAGUGAGUCAUAUCAGUGAGUUUAGGCAGCGGCAAUACACAAUACAAUCCACCAGAUGGCAAUGUUGCUCUCUCAGCUCAGAUGUUAGGGUCACAGAUUUAGCCAUUCACAGAGCAGCAUGUUUAAGUUGUUCCAGCGCAGUAGGCUCCAUCUAUAUUUCAUCUCCUCAACAUGAUGGUGGUGUAAUUUGUGAAUAUUCUCGCUUAAAUAUAAAAAUGAACCAAUAAAUCAGUCGGGUUUCUCCCCAUCAGAGUCCUGACAGCUGCACACAAA
This is a messenger RNA of Trematomus bernacchii (emerald rockcod), 1974 nucleotides long. RefSeq names its product ankyrin repeat and SOCS box containing 6 (gene asb6). Bases 170 to 1483 code for a protein of 437 amino acids. The record is from RefSeq and is a predicted model, not a curated record. The transcript is spliced from 7 exons. Gene Ontology annotation, cellular component: BRCA1-BARD1 complex. Lineage: Eukaryota; Metazoa; Chordata; Actinopteri; Perciformes; Nototheniidae. Gene Ontology annotation, molecular function: protein binding. Gene Ontology annotation, biological process: protein ubiquitination; intracellular signal transduction.